AUGAAAUCCGCAUCAAAUCUAGAUUUUUCAACUCCCAUACAGCCUAGUGGCAAUAGUACCACUACUAUACCAGUAUUCGAGUCAGCAGAGAUCGAAGAGUCAUCUGUUUCCAUCCCACCUCAUCCUUUAGGCGUAAAGCCUUCAGGGAAUCAAUAUACAGCCACCAGCAAUGCUCGUUACGCCAUUGGAUCUUUUCAGAUCUUGCCGGAUGAAGUUGUGGCCAUAUUAUUAGAAUCUCUGGACCCUGAAUUGUUAGCCUUGCUGGGUUCGACUUGCAAAUUUUUAUAUGCAUUCACUCGAUCUGAGGAACUUUGGAAACCUUUAUUUAUUGAGUCCCCAACAUCAAAAUCAGGUACCUUUACGUGGCGAGGUUCAUGGCGUGCAACAUUCCUCAAUAUAGAAGAAAGCCAGCUCUCAAAAAUUCAAUGUAACAAUGUCUUCUCCGACAACCAAAUUCCCCGCCUCGAAAACCUCACUCCUGAAGAAUUCACCUCAACCUGGAGCGAUAAACCCUUCAUCCUCACUGCCCCAGUGAGAGAAUGGCCUGCCUAUCAUUCCUGGGACACCGACGUUCUCCUCCACCAAUACAGCGAUACCAAAUUCCGCGCUGAAGCCGUCGACUGGUCUCUCAAGACCUACAUCCAAUACAUGAACCACAGCGCCGACGAAUCUCCCCUCUACCUCUUCGACCGCGAUUUCCUCUCCAAAAUGAACCUCUCCACCCCCAAAGCCAGCUCAACCUCGCCCUACCAAAUCCCCUCCUGUUUCGGCGAAGAUCUCUUCCAGGUCCUCGGCCCCAACCGUCCCGACGACAAAUGGCUCAUCAUCGGCCCCGCCCGCUCCGGCUCAACCUACCACAAAGAUCCCAACGCCACUUCCGCCUGGAACGCCGUUCUCCGCGGCUCAAAAUACUGGAUCAUGUUUCCCUCCACCCCUUCUUCACCUCCCCCACCCGGUGUAUACGUUAGCUCCGAUCAAUCCGAAGUCACAUCCCCCCUUUCCAUCGCUGAAUGGCUCCUAGGUUUCCACUCUGAGGCGCGUCGCACGCCCGGAUGUAUAGAAGGCGUGUGUGCUGCUGGGGAAGUCCUGCAUGUACCCAGCGGAUGGUGGCAUUUAGUAGUUAAUCUGGAUGCCAGCAUAGCUAUAACUCAGAAUUUUGUGCCGCGCGCGCAUUUGGUGGGUGUGUUGGCCUUUUUGAAGGACAAAGCGGAUCAGGUUUCGGGGUUUAAGAAAGAGGUGACGGAUCCGUACACGAUGUUUGUGGAGGGCAUGAAGAGGGAGUAUCCUGAGUUACUGGAUGAGGCCAUGGGAGAGCUAGAGAGGAAAGCGGAAGGAAGGAAGAGGAAGUGGGAUGAGGCUGUUGCGACUGGGAAUGGGGAUGAGGAGGCUGGGGGAUUUAGUUUUGGAUUUGGUGGGGACAGUGAUGAGGAGGUGCCUUGA
Botrytis fragariae is the source of this 1440-nucleotide messenger RNA. RefSeq names its product putative f-box and domain protein. Gene Ontology annotation, molecular function: protein binding; cis-regulatory region sequence-specific DNA binding. The transcript is spliced from 3 exons. Bases 1 to 1440 code for a protein of 479 amino acids. Gene Ontology annotation, cellular component: nucleus. NCBI's taxonomy places the organism in Eukaryota, Fungi, Ascomycota, Leotiomycetes, Helotiales, Sclerotiniaceae. The record is from RefSeq and is a predicted model, not a curated record.